GGAGAAUGAAUCUCAUCACUUUAUAUCGCAGGCUUGAAGUGUAAUGUUAUCUUAAACGAGGGAAUUAAUAAGACCCAUAAUGGCCAAAGCAAAGAUCGCCAAAAAAGAGGAAGCUCGAUUAAAGGAGGAGCUUCAAGCCCAAGAAAAAGAUCAAGGAAACAUUCCGGCUCCUCCUGAUGGAGGCUACGGUUGGGUAAUUGUAGCAGCUUCGUUCGUGUGCAAUAUGGUUGCAGAUGGAGUCGGGUACUCAUUCGGAAUCCUCCUACCGGCUCUUGUAGAAUAUUACGGAUCUUCCAAAGGCACCACCGCAUGGGUGGGCUCUAUAAUGGCCGGGUCCAUGUUGGGCGCCGGUCCCAUAAUAAGCGCUAUAGUUAAUAAAUUUGGUUGUAGAGUAACAUGUUUAGCAGGUUGCAUCAUUUCUUCAGUAGCUUUGGGUCUUUCUAUUUAUUCUCCUAGCAUCAGCGUAUUAAUGCUCGUCUACGGUUUCGUAGGCGGUGUUGGUUAUGGUUUCAUAUAUUUACCUGCUGUUGUGAUGGUUGGUUACUACUUCGAAUCCAAAAGGUCUUUAGCAACUGGUAUUUCAGUUUGUGGAUCAGGUGUUGGUACAUUUACUUUUGCUCCAUUGGCCAAUUACGUUUUGUCUUCAUACGGCUGGAAAACGACAGUGUUGGUACUCGCUGUGAUUAGUUUGUCUUGCAGUGUAUUUGCACUCUUAAUGAAGCCUUUAAGCUACGACGAGCCACCAGCGGAAGAGACCGUUGAAGAAGGAAAACCUCAGUCAAAAUCAGUACCACUUACCCGUUUCAGUGAGGGUAACAUUUCAAAUCCAUACAAUUCGAGUCUAUCCAUUUCAAAAAGGAAAAACAGUAUUCAACCUUUAGCGAGGAAAGAUGUGUUCUAUGCUUCAUCCAUCCAGAAUCUCAAAGAGUUCCAGUCGAGGACAUCCCUAGCGGAAUACAGAAAUAGUGUGCACAGCCUUUCUUCGCGACCUAAAAGCCCUUAUGAAGAUUCCGGAUCCUGCUCCGAUACCUGCGGCCAAUUAAUCGAUCUCAGUCUACUAAAAGAUCCCGUCUUUUCGAUUAUAGCUGUAUCAAAUUUGUUUGGCAUGACAGCUUUCUACAUACCUUUUGUGUAUCUCAUAGAACUCGCUAAAGUAGAAGGAAUCGAGGCGAGUCAGGCUGCCUUUUUGAUCUCCGUUAUCGGCAUCGUCAAUACAAUAGCACGUAUCGGCAUUGGCUUCAUAGCCGACAUCAAGUCCGUUAACAAUUUCCACGUGAACAAUUCAGCUCUACUACUUGCUGGCGUGACCACAGCAGCUUUCACCAUGUGCCAUUCAUACACGUCUUUCGUAAUCGUUUCGAUAUUUUUUGGAGUGGCUGUUGCUGCAUACAUUUCUUUAACUUCGAUUAUCCUAGUGGAAUUCAUGGGGCUGGAAAAAUUGACCAAUGCCUUCGGUUUGACGAUACUAUUCAGAGGAGUUGCUUCUUUGAUAGGCAGUCCGAUGGCUGGGACUUUAUACGACAUGACUCAGUCGUAUAAUGUACCAUUUUUCGUCGGCGGAGCUUUAUUCGUCGUCGCAGCUAUCAUCAGCGCCUCAGCUCCGUUUUUCAGAAAGAAGAAGAAGACUGUAGACAUGGACGGUGAACAAAUGGUUCCCAUGAACAAAUAGACACAACGGUUUUUUGGAUUUUAUACAGCUAAUAAAUAUUUUUAUUUAUUUACUAA
Phyllotreta striolata is the source of this 1725-nucleotide messenger RNA. The record is from the annotation of a GenBank genome assembly. Lineage: Eukaryota; Metazoa; Arthropoda; Insecta; Coleoptera; Chrysomelidae.